AUGGCCCCGGCCGGCUCGGGCUCAUGCGUCGCCUCCUCCUCCUCCGCGCCUCCUCCCCCCCGACCUCCUCCAGUUCACCACCACCACCACCCUCCUCCUCUAGUGGACCCCCUGACGUCUGUGGGGGCGCGGAGCAGGCCCAGCCCCAUCAGCACCUCCUCCUCCAUGCGCGCCUCCCUACAGGUGUACCUGCUGGAUGAAGGAGGAGGAGGAGGAGGAGGUGGAGGAGGAGGUGCUGCUACUGGAGGUCUUUCUGCUGGUGGUGUAGGCACCUGUGGAGGAGGAGGUGGAGGUGGAGGAGGUGCGGGGAGUCCCGGGGCUGGCAGUGGUGUUGGUUUCUUCCCCGGCGUGGAGGAACUGGGUCUGGGUCUCGGUACCGGUACCGGUACUGGUGCUAGUACUGCUGCUGGUGGUGGUACCGGGUCAGGGCCGUGCGGCGGUUCUGGUUCCGGGCUGAAGUCUCCGUCUCCGGACUGGCUGUACGAGUCCUACUACCGCAUGAGCCAGCAGCACCCCCUCAUCGUGUUCCUGCUGCUCAUCGUCAUGGGAGCCUGCCUGGCACUCAUCGCCGUCUUCUUCGCAUCCGGACUGGACCUGCAGGACCACGUGGCGUUCGUCAUCACCGUGCCGACGGUGCUGGCCCUCUUCCUGGUGCUCUUCGUGCUGGUCUGCAUCGAGUGGGUCUUCAAGAAGCUGCUGCGCCUCUUCUCCCUGCUCAUCUGGGGCUGCCUGGUCGCCAUGGGAUACCUCUUCAUGUUCUACGGAGGCAUCAUCUGCCCCUGGGACCAGGUGUCGUUUUUCCUCUUCAUCGUGUUCGUGGCAUACACCAUGCUGCCCUUCUCCAUGCGUGAGGCCGUGCUGGCGAGCGUCUUGACCUCCGCGUCCCACACCCUGGUCCUCACGGCCUGUCUCGCCACGCGCACCGAAGAGGCCAACAUGGAGCCCAUCGUCUGGCAGAUCCUGGCCAACAUCAUCAUUUUUGUGUGCGGUAACGUGGCGGGAGCGUAUCAUAAGCACCUGAUGGACUUGGCCCUCAGGCAGACCUACCUGGACACCUGUAACUGCAUCAAGUCCCCCAUCAAACUGGAGUUCGAGAAGCACCAGCAGGAGCGCUUGCUGCUGUCGCUACUGCCCGCCCAUAUCGCCCGCGUGAUGAAGGCGGAGAUCAUUCAGAGGCUGAAGGGGCCGAACUCUGGCGGAGGGCAGGCGGAGAACACCAACAACUUCCACAACCUCUACGUGCAGCGACACACCAACGUCAGUAUUCUGUAUGCGGACAUCGUGGGCUUCACUCGGCUGGCCAGCGACUGCUCUCCUGGGGAACUCGUCCACACACUCAACGAGCUCUUCGGCAAGUUCGACCAGAUCGCCAAGGAGAAUGACUGCAUGCGUAUCAAGAUCUUGGGUGAUUGCUACUACUGUGUGUCCGGCCUCCCCGAGUCGCUCCCCGACCACGCCCGCAACUGCGUCAAGAUGGGGCUCGAGAUGUGUGAAGCUAUCAAGAAGGUGCGAGACGCCACCAACGUGGACAUCAACAUGCGUGUCGGGGUGCAUUCUGGGAACGUGCUGUGCGGUGUCAUCGGCCUGCAGAAGUGGCAGUACGACGUCUGGUCACAUGACGUCACGCUGGCCAAUCACAUGGAGGCGGGCGGCGUGCCGGGGAGGGUCCACAUCUCCUCGGUGACGCUGGAGCACCUGAACGGGGCCUACAAGGUGGAGAAAGGUGACGGCCAGAUCCGAGACCCGUACCUGAAGGAGCACGGAGUCACCACGUACCUCGUCAUCAACCCCAAGCAAUGGGGUAAGUCGUCAUGGUGCUGUGUUCCCUGGUUGCCGAGCUCCUCCCGGAUCAUCGCCCGUAACCCCUGGAUACGCCUGCUGCUCACCAUGACAACCACCGCCCUCAUCCUGGUCAUGGCCGUCUUCAACAUGUUUUUCCUGGAGGAGGAGAGGGGUGUGCUGGUGCCUGCUCUAAAUUCCUCCAAUGAGACCAACGUGGUCAGCUCUGCAGAGUACAUGACACAGUAUGCGGACGAGGACAAGUUCUAUUUGCCUUAUUUCAUCUACAGCUGUAUCCUGGGCCUGGUGUCGUGCUCGGUGUUCCUGCGCAUCAACUACGAGCUGAAGAUGUUGAUCAUGCUGGCGGCGGUGGUGGCCUACAACGUCAUCAUCCUGCAGACCUACGCCGCCGUCCUGGACGAAUACAGCACCGCACUCUACAGAACACAGCCACUGGAGAGGCCGGGGGUGUUAAAGGAUCUGAAGACGAUGGGCUCGGUCUCUUUGUUUAUCUUCUUCAUCACGCUGCUUGUGCUGGCUCGACAGAAUGAAUAUUACUGUAGGUUGGACUUCGUCUGGAAGAACAAGUUCAAGAAGGAGUGCGAGGAGAUCGAGACCAUGGAGAACCUCAACCGGGUUCUACUGGAGAACGUUCUACCUGCGCACGUGGCGGAACACUUUCUGAAGAGGAGCUGGAAGAACGAGGACCUGUACCACCAGUCGUACGAGCUGGUGUGUGUGAUGUUCGCGUCCAUCCCGGACUUCAAGGAGUUCUACACGGAGUCGGAUGUCAACAAGGAGGGACUAGAGUGUCUCCGGCUGCUCAACGAGAUCAUCGCAGACUUCGAUGAGCUGCUGUCGAAACCCAAGUUCAGUGGCGUGGAGAAGAUCAAGACCAUCGGCAGCACCUACAUGGCCGCCACCGGACUGAACGUCACGCCGGGACCAGACUGCACACAGGAUGAUCGGCAGUAUAUGCAUAUUGGCACCAUGGUUGAGUUUGCCUUCGCACUGGUGGGGAAACUGGAUGUCAUUAAUAAACAUUCCUUCAACGACUUCAAAUUAAGAGUCGGUAUAAACCACGGGCCUGUGAUCGCGGGGGUGAUCGGAGCCCAGAAGCCUCAAUAUGACAUCUGGGGAAACAGCGUGAACGUGGCCAGCAGAAUGGAGAGCACAGGAGUGCUGGGCAAAAUACAGGUUACCGAGGAGACGAGUCGAGUUCUGCAGACCCUGGGCUACUCCUGUUCCUGUCGGGGCAUCAUCAAUGUCAAAGGCAAAGGGGAACUCAAGACCUUCUUUGUCCACACCGAGAUGACCCGCUCGCUCUCGCAAGGGACACUCAUGCCCUGAAC
This is a messenger RNA of Engraulis encrasicolus (European anchovy), 3131 nucleotides long. It is a transcript of the gene adcy2b, whose product is annotated as adenylate cyclase 2b (brain). The transcript has 19 exons. Gene Ontology annotation, cellular component: plasma membrane. The record is from RefSeq and is a predicted model, not a curated record. Gene Ontology annotation, biological process: adenylate cyclase-activating G protein-coupled receptor signaling pathway; adenylate cyclase-inhibiting G protein-coupled receptor signaling pathway; intracellular signal transduction. Gene Ontology annotation, molecular function: adenylate cyclase activity. The coding region runs from base 1 to 3129 and encodes 1042 amino acids. NCBI's taxonomy places the organism in Eukaryota, Metazoa, Chordata, Actinopteri, Clupeiformes, Engraulidae.